Molecule: messenger RNA, 1478 nt
Organism: Lycium barbarum (goji berry)
Lineage: Eukaryota; Viridiplantae; Streptophyta; Magnoliopsida; Solanales; Solanaceae
Exons: 9
Coding region: 146-790 (214 amino acids)
Source: RefSeq, a predicted model, not a curated record
ACAUGAUGCAAAUGAGGAUGAUGAUUGGUUGUGACUUUCAGCUACUGCAAGACAACUUUGGUUAUUACAAUCACUUUCUUUAUAGGAUUUCGGUUCUUCCAUCAUCUAGUCGCUCAAUUAAUUUAACCUGUCAACCAAGCCUAUCAUGAUGACAAAUGUGCUUAUUUCUGAUAGUACUGGACCUACUGAUGUAAUUUCACAUCCACAAUCAGGAAAAACGAGAAAGGGAAGGGGGAAGACAACAGGGCUUUCAAUCCAAAAGAAACGCAAAUGCAGUGACAAUGGCAAGUUGGAGGUGAUUAUCCCACCGGAUCGAACAAUAGCAGUAGGUCCUAGAGCUAAUGAUUUUGUUACCGAACUUUCGGUCAAAGUUUUUCAGCAUGCUAGGCAUGAUGUCAAGAAUUGGAAGAACGUUUCUAAUCUAGCAAAAGAUAGGAUCAUUGCGCAUAUGCUGGACACCUUUCAACUUCCAGACACACAACACAUUCGGGAUACUAUCCUUGAAAGAGCUAAUCAUUUGUAUCGAUAUCGUCGUAAAAGGCUCCAUGAUCAUUUCAAGAAAUUUGCUACAGAGGAGGAAAGAUUACAGAACAAGCCAAAAGAGGUUAAUGAAGUUGAAUGGAAAUUCUUGGUAGAAUAUUUCAACUCCAACGAUUUUAAGAGAAUGAGUGAAAGAAAUAAAACUAAUAAGGCAAAACAAGAAUUAAAUCAUAUUUGCGGCAGAAAAUCCUUCCAGGCCAUAUCUUUUGAAAAGAGAGAUAUAAAUACUGGAAAAGAGCCAAACCUUUAGAAACUUUGGGAAUUGACUCACACGAAGAACGGGCAUUGGGUUAAUGAUGCAUCGGCUUAACUGAAUGAUAAGUUGAAAGAAAUUGUUGCUGAACAAAUUCAAGAUGUUGAAGAGGAUACUGAUGUAGAUCCUAUUAUUAAUGCUGCAUUUGUGAGAAUUAUGGGAGAAACGUCAGGGUAUUGUGGUGGUCAAGGAUCGGGAAUUAAGCAAACAGGUAGGAGAUAUAUGAAUGGAGUUCUAGAGCAAUUACAGGCACAACGAAAAGAGGUAGAAGAAGAACGUCGUAAACGAGAGAGUGUAGAAUGCAAGCUAACUGAAGUAAAAAAUCAGCUAGAAGAGGAGCGAAAAAAUCGAGAAGUCAUGGAAGCUCGUCUGGUACAUGACCAGAAAAUGUUAAAAGGAGGAAUCAUGGCACUAGUAUCUCAUCUGUAAAAUUCCAAGAAUGUACUUCCGUCUGCAAUUCUCAAUAUUAUUGCUGAUUCAAGUGAUUCAGAUGCUGCAAGUCCUACAAGUCUUAUGGAUGACAUCAGUGGUGAACGUGCUUAAACCAGCAUUGAUAGCAAUAUGAUUCAUGUCAGGCACAAGCUAUCGGAGGAAUAUUUACUUUUGAAUUAGAACUUAAUGACCUUGUUUAUAUGAUGUUUGGUUCUUUUUGUAAUUAGUAAAACAUACUUUUUUGGAAUAUUCA